This is a messenger RNA of Puccinia triticina, 1431 nucleotides long. RefSeq lists its product as uncharacterized. The transcript has 2 exons. Gene Ontology annotation, cellular component: nucleus. NCBI's taxonomy places the organism in Eukaryota, Fungi, Basidiomycota, Pucciniomycetes, Pucciniales, Pucciniaceae. The coding region runs from base 1 to 1431 and encodes 476 amino acids. Gene Ontology annotation, molecular function: zinc ion binding. The record is from RefSeq and is a predicted model, not a curated record.
AUGACAACCACUACAAACACAGCGAGUCUCCAAACAGUCCCAAUCAGUCCUUCACAACUCAAGAAUGCUCUUGAUAUUCUCAACCAGAUCGACUGCCCCAACAGUACGACUUACUCAAUUGAUCAAAGUCCUUCCAGCUCAUCAAAACCCCCCGUCUUCAAUUCAGAUAAUAGGUCCAAUAGCCGAUUGAUUUCUACUCCGGCGCUAGAAGCCAUCCGAUUGUCGCGAGUCAAUGGACGAACGAAUUCGGGUAACAGCAAGCGAUUGAAGACCGAAUCGCGUCCGAGGACAAGCUCACAGGGGAAAGUGAAUCCGAGUUCGCAGAUGGACUUUCUACGUCGACUGGAGACAUUCAAGUUAUCGAGCUAUCCUGCAGGCAAGCCGCGGGGGUUAUCUCCUCCCAGCAUGGCCGCUCAUGGCUGGACAAACGUACAGAAGAACCGGCUCAAGUGCAUUUGCUGUGGAGCCACUUGGGUUCUCGCGACACCAUCGAAGGGUGAUUGGAGCACGUCGAGUGGUGCUAAGCUGGCCGUCUUGGGCAUCCAGAUGAGGACCGAUCAACAUCGUAACUCGUGUCCGUGGAGGAGUAGGAGCUGUCCUCCUUCAAUCUACCGCAUCCCCCGCUGCAAGAGUAGUCGAGAGACCUUCGAGGCUCUCAUCAAGGCUGCAACAGAAAUCUCCGAUGCUUUGUUUUUCCCAGCCCAACCGGUAUUCCAGAUCCAACAUACCCUCCCCGAUCAGGUCGUCACCACCCUCUCAAUCGCCCUCCAAUCUCAACAUACAUCCGCCACCACCGUCCCCUCUCGCAGCUGCCCGACCACCGACGCCUUGAUCUUGGCUCUCUUCGGCUGGUCCAUCAAACGGGUCCCGAGAGGCAAACGCGACUCUUCACAGUCCGUGAUCGCCCAGCCAUCUGUCCAAACCUCAGACCACUCUGUUGCCUUGGCCGAGCCCUGCGACCUGCCCAGUUUGUAUUGCAGAUUGUGCCAUCGUCAAGCACUCCCCUCUCCCACAUCCACCAAAUCCUUCAACCCGAUCCACGAGCAUCGCGAGUACUGUCCGUUCAUCGACCCUCACGCUGGCUUCGAUCCCCCGCCCGAAUCAGCGGCUCCACUCGACUCGAAGCCUGGAUGGAAAACUCGUCUCGGAGCUAUCCAGAACGUCCUUGACCGUCGGAACUUCGGCGUCGGCCCCUCCUCAGCCGCUCACAACCCGCAACCCCCCCUUAACCAGGCCUACAUGACCCUUGAAAACUUAGCCCUUCACUUCAAUGCACAUCGCCCGGCCGCUCACACCGAUCAUCUGCUAGGACCGGACAAUACUCAUACACAACUUGAUUCACCAGUCAAAUUUUGCCCUCAGAUAAACCUGCUCAACUUUGUCAAAGAAGUCUUGGCUGGACCUCCUUCUCAAUUGCUUUCAUCGUCUUGA